This is a messenger RNA of Amphiprion ocellaris (clown anemonefish), 6262 nucleotides long. RefSeq names its product basic helix-loop-helix ARNT like 1a (gene bmal1a). NCBI's taxonomy places the organism in Eukaryota, Metazoa, Chordata, Actinopteri, Pomacentridae. Gene Ontology annotation, molecular function: protein dimerization activity; DNA-binding transcription factor activity, RNA polymerase II-specific; RNA polymerase II cis-regulatory region sequence-specific DNA binding. The coding region runs from base 323 to 2218 and encodes 631 amino acids. The record is from RefSeq and is a predicted model, not a curated record. Gene Ontology annotation, biological process: circadian rhythm; regulation of transcription by RNA polymerase II. The transcript is spliced from 20 exons. Gene Ontology annotation, cellular component: cytoplasm; transcription regulator complex; nucleus.
GGCAAUUGGCCGAAAAACUAGGUUAGUGGUCCGACAGGCAUAUGACGGUGGAGAGAAACUGGGUCACAGAUUGAGGACCGUUUAUGUCACACUUGUGUUGCUGUUACGGCGAAGAAAAACCUUUCAAUGGACGGACUCCUCUCACCGGAGCUCCUGUAGACGGAUCGCACCAUCUGCUGAAGGAUCAGAUCUUAUCAAACCGGAUGAAAGUAGGUCAGGCUGAACCAAACCAGACCCAGACCGGACCAGACUGAUCCGAACCACACCGGGCCCGUCCUGAGGCCUGAUCCAGUUUCCUAUCUAGUUGAGGGCUCGAGAGUGGAUGGAAGGAAAUGAUUUUAACACUGAGGCUGUGAUGAACAUCUGUGAUGACCUGAUGGCAGACCAAAGGAUGGACAUCUCGUCUACGAUGACCGACUUCAUGUCCCCCGGCUCCAUCAGCACGCCUGGCAUGGACUACACCCGCAAGCGGAAGGGCAGCACCACCGACUACCAAAUUGAUGGCUUCUCAUUUGAUGACAUGGACCCAGAUAAAGACAAGCUGGGAAACGACCAGCAGGGCCGGAUUAAGAAUGCCAGAGAGGCUCACAGCCAGAUCGAGAAGCGUCGCAGAGACAAGAUGAACAGUUUCAUCGACGAGCUGGCGUCUCUGGUUCCCACCUGUAACGCCAUGUCCAGGAAACUGGACAAACUGACCGUCCUCCGGAUGGCGGUGCAGCACAUGAAGACGCUCAGAGGUGCAGCCAAUCCGUACACAGAAGCAAACUACAAACCUUCCUUCCUGUCAGAUGACGAACUCAAGCACUUGAUACUAAGAGCUGCUGACGGUUUCCUCUUCGUGGUCGGAUGCGAUCGUGGAAAAAUCCUGUUUGUUUCUGAGUCGGUGUACAAGAUUCUGAACUACAGUCAGAAUGACCUGAUCGGCCAGAGUCUGUUCGACUACCUUCAUCCCAAGGACAUCGCCAAGGUCAAGGAACAGCUGUCGUCCUCCGAUACCGCUCCUCGAGAGAGACUCAUCGAUGCUAAAACUGGUCUUCCGGUGAAGACAGACAUCACCCCUGGACCUUCUCGACUCUGUUCUGGAGCCCGACGGUCGUUUUUCUGCAGAAUGAAAUGCAACCGACCCUCAGUCAAAGUGGAGGACAAAGACUUUCCCUCCACCUGCUCCAAGAAAAAAGCGGACCGUAAGAGCUUCUGCACCAUCCACAGCACCGGCUACCUGAAGAGCUGGCCGCCCACUAAGAUGGGUCUGGAUGAGGACAACGAGCCCGACAACGAGGGCUGCAACCUGAGCUGCCUGGUGGCCAUCGGCCGGCUGCACCCCCACAUCGUCCCCCAGCCCAGCCUGGCCGACAUCCGGGUGAAGCCCACCGAGUACGUGUCCCGCCACGCCAUCGACGGGAAGUUCGUCUUCGUCGACCAGCGAGCCACAGCUAUCCUGGCCUACCUGCCCCAGGAGCUGCUGGGAACCUCCUUCUACGAGUAUUUUCACCAGGACGACAUCGGACACCUGGCAGAAUGUCACCGACAAGUGCUGCAGAUGAGAGAGAAGAUCAACACCAACUGUUACAAGUUCAAGAUUAAAGACGGUUCCUUCAUCACGUUGAGGAGCCGAUGGUUCAGCUUCAUGAACCCAUGGACCAAGGAGGUGGAGUACAUCGUCUCCACCAACACCGUGGUUUCGUGUCCUAUGAUGGAAGGAUCAGACUAUCCUCAGUCUGCUGCGUCUCCUCAGAGCAUGGACAGCGUCCUGACCUCAGAAGGAGGCGGUCGGCGGGCGCUGCAGACGGUACCUGGCAUCCCCGGCGGCACGAGAGCUGGAGCCGGGAAGAUCGGACGAAUGAUCGCCGAGGAGGUGAUGGAGAUCCAGAGGAUUCGAGGCUCCUCCCCCUCCAGCUGUGGCUCCAGCCCUCUGAAUAUAACCAGCACCCCCCCACCUGAUACCUGUUCACCUGGAGGCAAGAAGAUCCAGAACGGAGGAACACCUGACCUGCCGAGUACAGGAAUAAUUCCUGGACCUGAUUCUGUCGGAUAUCCUUAUUCCAACCAGUCCAUCAUGAGUGAUAACUCCCACCUGAGCAUAGACAUCAUGGAUGAACCUGGCUCCAGCAGCCCCAGCAACGACGAGGCAGCCAUGGCGGUCAUCAUGUCGCUGCUGGAGGCCGACGCCGGCCUGGGCGGCCCUGUCGACUUCAGCGACCUGCCCUGGCCUUUGUGAGGAAGCUGGACGGGAAGAACCGGAGCCGCCGACGGAGACUUCAGUCGGGUCAAAUCCUGGCAGCUUCCUGCAAAAACCACCAUUUUAAUAAAGACUAGUCAGGAUUUAAACCGGCACGAAAUGAUUUCUGUCAGACGACACGCUCUGGUCGGACUGUUCAGGCUCCACCCCUACUUCCUGGUCUGUCAUUCCCUAUAGGUGGAGCUUCACAGGCGAGGUCUUUGUUAAGAUGAUCGUUUUUACUGUCGGCUGCCUGCAGAUCAGUUUCCCAGCAUUGCCACGGCGAGAGACCACAAUUCAACCACAGUCCAGCAAACACCAGCUGCAGAAGAGCUUCGCUAAGACAUCGACGCUCCCGCUAGCACGUCCACGUUAACGCUAGCACAUCGACUCUCCUUCAUAGACUUUACUGUGUCCCGCGGCGGCUCUGGAUCCCGUUGCUUCCAAAUCGACAGCGGCAGACUCCAGAGACGGUCGGAGGACGACGAGUCAGACAGAGAGCAUUGGAUUCCUGCAUCCUGCUGCGACUCUCCACAUCUUUUAGCUGCAUUUAAAGAUUCUGUCCAAACACGACCCUCCGUCUGAACUCGGCUGCUUUAAUCCGGUCGACCUCCAACAAGGGACCUGCCACAGUAAAUCUUCGGAGAUUUGCCCAGAAGGACGUUUAUUAUUCCCAGAAAUUCCACCACCAGGUUGUGUUUCAGAAGAAGCCGCUCAGCUGCUGUUUCCUCAACUUUUUCUCCGAGCUGCUGUUUCCCCGGAGUUCAAUUUUAAGCCGAACUGAUCGAUUUGACGGAACUUCUGUGAUCUCCUGCUGCUCAGUCGAGGCAUUCAAACAUCCAAAACAAUGGAACAAACCACUGCGUUCAGAUUGCAAGUUUAGCUAGCUGUGGGCCACCAUGACAAAGACUAGUGUGGUGGUUAAAUACCUCCAACCAGGACUAAGAUAAAUAAAAGAUGAGUAGGUGUAAACUCACCUCUGAUUCAACAUGAUUGGUCUGUUUAGUGCAUAACAACUGACUUUUUCUGGAGUGUGAUCAGAAUCUAAUGCAAAAAAGCCUUUUUUUUUGAAAGAAAGCCAUGAUACUCAUAUCAGAUUUUAGGUUUUGUUGAGGCGGCUAACAGAAAAAUGUCUGGUUCUGUUAAACUUUCUUCGUAGUCCAGCCCUCUGAUUGGACCUGUAAAGACUUCCUGCUUUGAUCCAGAACAGUGAGAAGCUGUAGUACCUGGUUGAUCCACCAAGUGACGCCGCUUACUGUUCAAUAAGAUUUUUAAAAAUGCAGAUCAUUCCUGCAUUGAAGCAACCCACAUUUAGCUAGCUGUGGCCCACCAUGACAAAGACUUGUGUAGUGGUUAAUGACCUUCGAAUACAAGACAAGUAGACAAACGUUUUUUUAAAGAAAGCUAUGAUACCCGUUAUCUCUGGUUUUAGGUUUUGUUGAGGCGGCUAACAGGAAAAAGUCUGGUUCUGUUAAACUUUCUUCGUAGUCCAGCCCUCUGAUUGGACCUGUGAAGAUUUCUUGGUGUUCAACAAUGCAGUUCGUUUGCUGUGUUCAGGCAACCCAUGUUUAGCUAGCUGUGGGCCACCAUGACAGAGACUAGUGUGGCGUUUAACGACCUGUCGAAGUGGAGAAAACAAAGUUGAUGGAAGCAGCAGCUCAGUGCAGCUUUACCUUCUGAACCCAUCAGUCCGGCUCCAAACCACGACUGUCCAAGUGCUGCUUCACUGCCAGCGGUCGUUCUGAGGACGCCUCUCCGGAUCGAUGCUUAGCUUCGGCUCACUAACGGAAACCUUUGUUCUGGGUCACAGGGUUUAAACCUCCAUCCUCCCUCCACACCGAAGCACUUCAGACUCAAUGGGACUCGCUGAUCAGCGCUCUGAUGCAGCUCUGAGGAUUUCUUUGCCUUUUUUGUGAAUUUUAGCCCCCAGAAUCUAGAAAACAGCCCCUUCCUCCAAACCGGUUCGGACGGAGCUGGAAGAAAAAGAGUCAAGUUGGUCUGCAGAGAUGUGGGGUUUUUAGGAACACUGCUCUUCUGGGGUUUGGUCUGUUUAGCACUUAAAGACACGUAGCUGUCGAUGCAAACUACCGUUAGCGCAGAGCGUUAAAACAUAGACCAGUGUAGAAACAGGAAACAGAUUUAUGACGGAGCUCACAGAGAAUCUGGAUGGACUCUUCGUGUCCGACUUCCUCCAUGAUGAUGAUGAUGGUGAUGAGUAUCUUCAUCUCACCGCUCUGCAGCUCAAAGGUUGAUGGAAUUUGAUUGGAGGAGGCGACAUCAGGAGUCCUGAAGGGAAAGAAAAUCCAAUAGAAUAAUAAAAAAACAAAAAGUUCAGGAAAAGUCAGUUUUAAAUUCUGAUUUGGACCAAAGUGAUCAACAAACCCAAAGACUCCAGCAGCACAUCAGUGGGUUCAUGCGUUCUGGCUUUUGAUGGCAUCUCAAGAUGAUUCUCUGUCGUCUUUUAUCAGGAAACACCCAACCAGAGCUCAGGAUUUAAACAGUUUCACCCAAAUCAAGUCUUAGUGUCAGAAAAAACUACAAAAUAAACAGAUGGUCCAAAUAUGGCUGAUGAUUAAAUGAGUUCAUCUCCUGGAAGAGUUAGUUUGAAGUCAUGGAUCAGAUUUUUAUAGAUAUAUUCUACAUGUAGAGUCCCAAAUAAAUAAAAGAAAGAAUCGUCGAUGGCAGGAACCUCAGAUAAACUAACGUGGAAGCAAAUGUUAGUAUUCUAAAAAAAUAGUUUAAAAAACAGAACGUAAGUCAUGUUUUCUUUGUUUCUGAUGGACAUUUUCAAGAAAGAAACACAGAAAUGUCCCAAAGUACAAUGAAAAUGCAUUUCAGCUGAACAGCUCUAAAUAGUCAUAGCUUCAGUUUAGAGACGCAGAGAAAAGUUGGUCUGAAAUAUAAAAACAGAAGGACAGUUUGUUGAAAUUCAACUUUCUAAAUCCAGAUUGUCUAAACUUUCUGUCAUGAACACAAAGUUCUCCUCCAACAUUGGAUCAGUUUGGAGGAUUUUACAAAUAAAAUUAUACCUUAAGAGGCUUUAAUAGACAAGCCUAUGGAUAAAAUAUUAAAAUAUUAAUGUUCAAUUCAUCCAUUCAACCUGUUUUCUGCUAAUAUCAUUGAGUCAACCCUUUUUUUUCAAUGAAAACUAAAAAUAAAUACUAUCAAAAGGCAUCAAAUUCAAAAUGUAUUUAAAAAAUAAAGAGAAACUGCAAAAUUCCACGCAAGACAAAUAUUUAAUGGUUAAAUUAAGACAUUAUGAUAAUUAAUAACAAAUAGGGAUGUUAAUGAUUAACCACUAAUCAAAGAAUUUCCAUUAAUAUUUUAGCCAAUUAAAAACAUAUUAACCAGUGAAGAAGAAGGUGGUGAUGUCAGAUAAUGUAGAUCAGCUGUAGUUCCUGGUUGUUCCACCAGGUGGCGCUAAAUAAUGUAAUUUGUUGUUUUAGACUUUAUCUCUAAACAGGCACCAAGACAAAGACAUGCGAGGUGAUUAAUGACCUCCAACCAGAGCUCAUGUUCAUAUAUAUAUAUAUAUAUAUAUAUAUAUAUAUAUAUAUGUGUGUGUAUAUAUAUAUAUAUAAUAUAUACAUAUAUAUAUAUAUAUAUAUAUAUAUAUAUAUAUAUAUAUAUGUAUAUAUAUAUAUAUAUAGUGAUCAUUUUAUUGAUUAUUGGUAACGCUGUUGGUUACAAACGUCUAAAAUCUGCAUCUCUGAUUACUAGUAUGAUUUGUUUCAGAUGUGCUGCCAUUUAAUCACGUUUUCCUUCCAUCAGGCUCCGCCCCCUCCAUCCUCCUCCUCCAAUCAGGCAGCAGCUGGCUCCGCCCCCUCUAUCUGUUCUCGUGGUUUUCUGUUCAAUGUUUUUAACGCUACACACUACAAUAAAGUGUCGCCCUUGUUGAUAUUUCCCUCCACCCAACGAUAAUGUAUCAAAUCUUGAAAUAUUAUCAUGUUAAGAGUACUUUAUGCAAAUAUAUAUGAGUAUGAUGAGUGUAUUGUAUGUAUCAGCAGUGGAAUAUUUUUAAAAUAAAAUUAUUUGUUUCUGUCA